Molecule: messenger RNA, 1513 nt
Organism: Neoarius graeffei (lesser salmon catfish)
Lineage: Eukaryota; Metazoa; Chordata; Actinopteri; Siluriformes; Ariidae
Product: polyadenylate-binding protein 4-like
Exons: 7
Coding region: 181-897 (238 amino acids)
Molecular function (GO): RNA binding
Source: RefSeq, a predicted model, not a curated record
AACCCAGGUCACAGAUUCAGAAAGUUUAAUUAGUUUAAAUGAAAACAGUUUAAUUAGUUAUGUUUCAAAAUCUGCAGCUAUAUAAGAGCCACACAUCCACACAGAGCUUCAGAGCGACACAAACCUUCACAGCGAGUAACAGCGAGUUUCCAGCGAUUUAAUCUUCUCCUUCGUAGUAAAAUGAACUCAAACUCCACAAUGACCUCACUGUAUGUGGGUGAUCUGCACCCUGAUGUCACCGAGAUGAUGUUGGUGGAGAUGGUGAGCCGUGCAGGAUCCGUUCACUCUGUCCACAUGUGCAGGGACAAGAAGACCUUCUCCUCACGCGGCGACACUUUCGUCAACUUUCUGCAUCGAGCUGAUGCUGAGCGAGCGCUGGAAAGCGUCCCAGCUGUUGAGACAGCUGCAGUUGGGGACAGCAGUCCAGUUGUGGUUCCAGUUUCAGCUGCAAAAGAACUUCCAGCUACAACUGAUGCAGUGCCUCCUACAGCUGUGUCACCUGUGAGUGAAGUUCAGCCAGACAAGGACGCAACAAAUGAGUUCCUCUGUGUCCAGGAUGGACCCACAUCACCAUCUGCUGGGAAAAGGCUGACCAUCUACAUGUUGGAAUCAUGUCCUGUAGAUGAACAAGUCCAGAUGGCGCAUGAUCACUUGUUGCCUCUUGUUGAGAAAAUCCACCCGAACUUGGCAAAUAAGAUCACCUGGAUGCUUGCAGGGAACCAGAACAAUUACGAAAUCAUGAAUAUGAUCAGCGAUCCUGAGCUCCUGUAUGCCAAAGUGGAUGAAAUGGACGCGAUCCUGAAGGCGAGGGAAGCUGGUCUCAAGCCGGAAGCCGUCAAGAUGCUGUUCGGUGACGAGAACAAGAAAAGAAGGAAGAAGAAGGAGUAUAGAUUUUAAAAAACACUGCACCCGUAAUGGAAAUUUCUAAUAAACACUCCAGAACGCUUAGGAGUCGUCUUUUCAGUUAUUUAUUACAGUAGAUCAUAUAAAAGAUAUAUAAAAUAGGAAAGGAAAGAGAAGAAUAGAAGAAGACACCACUUCUGAUGAUGCCGAGAGUACGCGCACUCUGAGUUGUGUUUUAGGAAUGUUAUCUAUUAUACUCUGAAAGCAUUCGCUCACUGCUUGUGUCGUCACGUGAUUGGCUGAAGAUUUUCUAUGAAGUUUUACUAAUGAGUGCACCUGGCGUGCUCUGGUAUGUGCAGGCAGAUGAGAGUUAGGGAGAGCUCAAGCUCCCUGCUUAUCACCACCGAGGUCAGGAAAGGUGAUUACAUCAUGAGAAGAUGCGUAGUUAGGACGAACUCAAGCACCCUGCUCAUUACCACCAAGGCCACAGAAAAGCGAUUACAGCAUGUGGAAAAACAUCUCUUCUCAGUAACUAAGCCACUUUAGUUCAACAUACAAAAACACAGAGAAUAAUAAUGUUCAUCCAUUAAAAUUCCCUCACACACCCAAUAUUGCAAGUCUUGUAAAGUGCUCUACAUCUUGAUUGUCAUUUUAUGAAGAAGUCUUUGUC